CCGCCUCCUGACGUCACCAGGGACCGCCCCCUCAGCCCUUGUCACGUGACGCCAAGGGGCUCCACGUGCUCCGCUUUUCUGUGUUCGGCUCAAAGGGAAGAAUCCUUCCUGACCCUCCGCCGUUGUCUCCAAGGCGAAGACGUUGGUGCCUAAGAAUCUGCAGCUUGCAAGACUCAGCCGCCAGCUGCUUAGGGUCAGACCCAGCUGGGAGGCACUUGCGAUGCCAAAACGAGGGAAGAAGAAAGAAGAGGAUGGAGUCCCACCAGAGAAGGCAGUGGCAGAACCAGAACCUAAGAAGGCCAAGAAAGGUGGAGCUAAAGCUGAGAAGGAGGCUGAUGGCCCCAUCAUGUAUCAGGACCCUCCAGAUAAACUCACCUCUCCCGGUGGCAAGAAAUACACAUUGAAGGUCACAUCCUGGAAUGUCGAUGGGAUCCGAGCCUGGGUCAAGAAGAAGGGAGUGGAGUGGGUAUGCGAGGAGAGCCCAGACGUCCUCUGCCUACAGGAGACCAAGUGUGCGGAGAAACAGCUGCCUGCUGAAAUCCGGGAUCUGGCUGAAUAUCCCCACAAGUACUGGGCCUGCUCUGAUGACAAGGAAGGCUACAGUGGGGUGGCCCUAAUCUCCAAAAUCAAGCCUCUUGAUGUCAAGUAUGGUAUCGGUGAAGAGGAGCAUGACAAGGAAGGUCGUGUGAUCACAGCUGAGUUCCCUUCCUACUUCUUGGUGACGGCGUACGUGCCCAAUGCUGGGCGGGGCCUAGUGCGCCUGGAGUACCGCCAGCGUUGGGAUGUGGCCUUCCGCUCCUACUUGCAAGGCCUGGCUUCCCGCAAGCCCCUGAUCUUGUGUGGGGAUCUCAAUGUGGCCCAUGAAGAAAUUGACCUAAAGAACCCCAAGGGCAACAAGAAGAAUGCCGGCUUUACUCCCGAGGAGCGGGCUGGCUUCACCAAGCUGCUGGAAGCAGGUUUCACUGACACGUUCCGUCACUUCUACCCUGACACGGCUUACGCCUACACCUUCUGGACAUACAUGAUGAACGCCCGGGCCAAGAACGUGGGUUGGCGGCUCGACUACUUCCUAGUCUCCAAAGACCUGCUGGAGGGUGUCUGUGAUAGUAAGAUCCGUUCUACUGCCCUGGGGAGUGACCACUGUCCCAUCACCCUGUAUCUGGCCAUAUGAAUCAGCAAUGGAGGGGGACAGAGGGUGGUUAUGACACUGCUAGUGUAACUAGAGCUCAAGGGUGAAGGAGAUAACUGUAGAAAACUGGUGUGUGUAAGAUAAUGUGGUUUGCUAUAUCCACACCUGUAUAGUAGAGGUUUGAAUUUCUGUUCUCUUUUUCUCCCUGGCUGAGGUAACUCGAGAGAGAGUGCCAAUAAGGUUACCUACUCCUGAGCUGGGAGGUGAGCCCCCUCUCGUACCUUUUCAGGGCCAUCACAAUUAUACACAGUAGCAGCCUCUUGCCAUGGAUGUGUGCCCAGUUUCCUUUCCCCUUCAUUAAAUGUAACAAGCAGGACUAGAUGGGACAGGGGUAGGAUUCUAUGUGCAAACAGAAUGAGAUAGAAGCUGUAUUGUCUCUGCCUCACAUUGUUAAAAGGCUGAACAGAUUAUGGCUCUGGUUCAUCAGCUGGCAACUCUGCCUGAUGAUCUCCAAAAGAGACUUAAGUGGCUAAUGGACAAGAAUUGAUGCUCUCUGUCUUUCAGCUUGCGAUACUCCACCUAACCUAGUACUGUUCUUAAACUCCCUUGGUUUCCCAUCUUCCUCACCUUAUUUUUCUAUUGAGUAGCCUUUUCUCUUUCAAAAUCCUCCUGCUUUUAGAAGGCUGUGGUGCUUCAAGGUAACAGCAUAAUGUCUCAGAAAAAGAGCAUUAAACUUCCUUUUUAUAAGAUAUAAAUGAAA
Molecule: messenger RNA, 1889 nt
Organism: Sceloporus undulatus (fence lizard)
Lineage: Eukaryota; Metazoa; Chordata; Lepidosauria; Squamata; Phrynosomatidae
Gene: APEX1
Product: apurinic/apyrimidinic endodeoxyribonuclease 1
Exons: 5
Coding region: 221-1171 (316 amino acids)
Biological process (GO): base-excision repair
Cellular component (GO): nucleus
Molecular function (GO): double-stranded DNA 3'-5' DNA exonuclease activity; DNA-(apurinic or apyrimidinic site) endonuclease activity; phosphoric diester hydrolase activity
Source: RefSeq, a predicted model, not a curated record